GUACCUGCAGGGUAACCUGGUUUGUAAGUAAUCUCUGUCUCGGCUCAGAGAGCUCCCUGCUGUUGCCCUCUUGGGAGCAUAGGGGCGUUUCCCCCGCUUGUCCAGUGAUCUGACUCCAGGCGAGCCAAUAGCUCCAAGUGUCCCCUCACACUGGAAAGACUUAGUGCGAAACAAGUGUCACCGCUAAAGACUUAGCACAAAGAAAGAGCGAAAGCAAAUUUACAGGUUGGAGGAAGAUUCGGAAAAACGGAAGGAAACAAUCCGAGUUCGGGAAAAACGUGAACGGGAUUUAGGUCAAAGUGCAUUUAGCAAACGAAGGAGAUUCUGAGCAAGAAACAUUCCUUUCCUUACCAAAACCGUUAUCCUUGACUGAUACUUUUGUAAAAGCACUGAUGGCAAACUUCCUAAAAUACUUCACCACUGUGGGUGAUGAUUACCAAAAGUGGCAAGAAGAGGAAAGCCAUGAUGAUCUAACAGAUGCUAAUGAAGAAAGCCUUCCAUCUGGAUUAACUUUCAGGGAUGCUCUCAAAUGGUUAUUUAAUUCAAACAAUUUUCAGAUUGCCAUUGUGUGUUUAGUCAUUCUGGAUGCAUUGUUUGUACUGUGUGAAUUGCUGAUGGAUUUAGCAGUCAUUGAAGUGGACAAAGAGAAAAUAGCGCCUCAGGUAUUUCACUACCUGAGUAUUGCUAUUUUGACUUUCUUUAUAUUGGAGCUAAUUGGUAAAUUAUAUGCCUUCCGUUUGGAAUUUUUCUGGCACAAGUUUGAAGUCCUGGAUGCGGUUAUUGUUAUUGUAUCUUUCAUUCUUGAUAUUGUCUACAUCUCCCGGGAAGAUGCUUUUGAUGGCGUGGGCUUACUUAUACUGCUUCGACUGUGGAGAGUGGCAAGAAUAAUAAAUGGAAUCCUGAUGACUGUGAAGUCACGUGCAGUAAAGAAAGAAACUGAGCUUAAACGUGCAAACAGCCACCUCAACUGGAGAAUUGGUGAGCUCCAGAAUGAAUGCACUCAACUGACACAAGAAGUUGAGAGACUACGUAGAUUGCUCCAGGAACACAACAUAAAUGAUCCAAUCAAGUAAAAUUGCUUUCUGCAUAAGUUUUGAAUGAAAGCUGAAUUUAGAAUGGCACUUAAUUUUUGUAAACACUCCACCUGAGUCUUUUCAGAAUAAGACACAGCUUUUCUUGUGUACCUCAGAAGAUAUUGGUGUACAUGUUCUAACAAUGAUGUGAUACCAAAGAAUGAUAA
This is a messenger RNA of Stegostoma tigrinum, 1240 nucleotides long. RefSeq names its product hydrogen voltage-gated channel 1 (gene hvcn1). Gene Ontology annotation, molecular function: voltage-gated proton channel activity. Gene Ontology annotation, cellular component: plasma membrane. The transcript is spliced from 6 exons. Bases 393 to 1073 code for a protein of 226 amino acids. The record is from RefSeq and is a predicted model, not a curated record. Lineage: Eukaryota; Metazoa; Chordata; Chondrichthyes; Orectolobiformes; Stegostomatidae. Gene Ontology annotation, biological process: proton transmembrane transport.